UUGGCGGGAAGUUGGCGUAGUUCCCCGGUCCCCGCCUUGUUUCUCCCCAGAGGCUUCACAAUCUUCCCUCCACGGUCUCGGCAUAGGGCAUAGUACCCUUUCGCACGGAGGACGCGAUGGCUCCCAGGAAACGCCCAGAAACCCAGAAGACCCCCGAGGUGGCUGUGCGCCCCAAGAGCAAGAGGAGCAGAAGCCCCCGGGAGCUGGAGCCCGAGGCCAAGAAGCUCUGUGUGAAGGGCCCCGGUUCUAGCAGAAGAUUUGACUCAGGCUGCCUUUGGGCGGGGUUGGCUAGCCUGCAGGUCCCGCCAUCGUGCAGCAGCAUCGUCAGGGCGCUCCACCACCAUAAGCUGGGCAAAGCUGCCUGGCCGUCACUGCAGCAGGGUCUCCAGCAGUCCUUUUUGCAUUCUCUGGCUUCUUACCGGAUAUUCCAAAAGGCUGCCCCUUUUGACAGGAGGGCCACAUCCUUGGCAUGGCAUCCAACUCACCCCAGCACCCUGGCUGUGGGUUCCAAAGGGGGAGAUAUCAUGCUCUGGAACUUUGGCAUGAAGGACAAACCUACCUUCAUUAAAGGGAUUGGAGCUGGAGGGAGCAUCACUGGGCUGAAGUUUAACCCUCUUGAUACCAACCAGUUUUUCACCUCCUCAAUGGAGGGAACAACUAGGCUGCAAGACUUUAAAGGCAACACUCUGCGAGUUUUUACCAGCUCAGGCACCUGCAACUUCUGGUUUUGCAGCCUGGAUGUGUCUGCCAGAAGCCGAAUGGUGGUCACAGGAGACAAUGUGGGGCACGUGAUCCUACUCAACAUGGAUGGCAGGGAGGUGCGUUUUCUGGAGCCCAGUUCCCCCCUUUCUGUCCCUUGCCCCUGGCCUCCCUGCGCCCCACCUGAACCGAGCCCUUCUCUGCAGCUCUGGAAUCUGAGAAUGCACAAAAAGAAAGUGACCCACGUGGCCCUGAACCCAUGCUGUGAUUGGUUCCUGGCCACAGCCUCCGUAGACCAAACAGUGAAAAUCUGGGACCUGCGCCAGGUUAGAGGGAAAUCCAGCUUCCUCCACUCGCUGCCGCAUAGCCAUCCUGUCAAUGCAGCCUGUUUCAGUCCUGAUGGAGCCCAGCUCUUGACCACUGACCAGAAGAGUGAGCUCCGGGUUUACUCAGCCUCCCAGUGGGACUAUCCCCCAAGCCUGAUCCCACAUCCUCACCGCCACUUCCAGCACCUGACACCCAUCAAGGCAACCUGGCAUCCUCGGUACAACCUCAUUGUCGUGGGCCGAUACCCAGACCCCAAUUUCAAAAGCUGUACCCCUCAUGAAUUAAGGACGAUCGAUGUGUUUGACGGAAGCUCAGGGAAGAUGAUGUAUCAGCUCUAUGACCCAGAAUCUUCUGGUAUCAUUUCGCUCAAUGAGUUCAAUCCUAUGGGGGACACGCUGGCCUCUGUGAUGGGUUAUCACAUUCUCAUUUGGAGCCAGGAGGAAGCCAGGAUGCGGCCAUGAGAGACACUAAUGAAGGUGUGGGCUAAGCGAGAGCUUGGAGCCGCCUGAGGACAAAUCCUGUAAGAAGAGGCGGCUGUGUAUUAAAAGGGCCAAAGGUAUCCAAGUCUUAGGGUUGGAGCAGGGACACUGUGGCAUGGGACACUAUGGGGCUGGGACACUGGCACGUUACUGCUCUGGACUCAGCUCCAGAAACUUCUCCAGAGUUGGUGCCCCAGGUGCCCCAAGGGCCCCUGCUGUAUCUAGCCUGGAGCCAGGCUUCUCUUGGAGCGAAGGUACUCUUCUAUGUUUGACGUGCAGUGAUGGAGUGAUAAGGUAGUGGUUUUCAGUUUGUGCUCACUAUUGACAUGGCUAAUAAAACCAUACCCAACA
Molecule: messenger RNA, 1856 nt
Organism: Nyctereutes procyonoides (raccoon dog)
Lineage: Eukaryota; Metazoa; Chordata; Mammalia; Carnivora; Canidae
Gene: DDB2
Product: damage specific DNA binding protein 2
Exons: 9
Coding region: 117-1487 (456 amino acids)
Biological process (GO): DNA repair; response to UV
Cellular component (GO): nucleus; Cul4-RING E3 ubiquitin ligase complex
Molecular function (GO): protein binding; damaged DNA binding
Source: RefSeq, a predicted model, not a curated record